Diversispora eburnea is the source of this 573-nucleotide messenger RNA. The record is from the annotation of a GenBank genome assembly. NCBI's taxonomy places the organism in Eukaryota, Fungi, Glomeromycota, Glomeromycetes, Diversisporales, Diversisporaceae.
AUGGGACCAAUGCUUAGUGACAAUUGGCCAUUACUUAGUAAACUAGGUUCCGGUUAUUUUCUUGAUUCCAUUGAAAUUUGGGUUUCUCCAAUUGAAGAUAAAUCCAUGCCUAACAAGCCCAUAUACAAUGUGAAAGAUGGUCCCUGGCCACAACAAUUUAAUAAAGAUGUUGAAAUUUCUAAAGUUCAUGAAUAUAAUAAUAGCAUUGGUGGAACAAUUAGUAAAGAUACUGGGAUUACAUUAAACCAAGGUAAAAGAAAUGGACAAGAAAUUAAAUUAAAUUUUGCUCCUGGAAAACAUUCCUGUCACUGGGAAACCUUAGAAGCAAUGAGUGGAUUUCAUAUAAUAAUUAAGCAGGUGAUAUGUUGCAAAAUUGCUGAUGAUUGGUGGCGAAAGUUGAAACCAAAUCUUAAAGAUUUUAAUGAAAAUUUUGAAAGUCUGAUGAAAUCUAAAGCAUCUCAUGGAGAUCUUAUUAAUGUUAUUUUAGAAAAAAAAGCUCCCCGAAUAGAUGAACCAAAAAAUUCAAACGUGGGAAAUAUUGACCUUGAGUUCAAAGUAAUGACUCAAAAAUAA